Ostertagia ostertagi is the source of this 393-nucleotide messenger RNA. NCBI's taxonomy places the organism in Eukaryota, Metazoa, Nematoda, Chromadorea, Rhabditida, Trichostrongylidae. The record is from the annotation of a GenBank genome assembly.
AUGGCUGGCGAGAACCAAGGAGUUGCAGUGUUUUUCUAUCAGUUUUUAGCUAGUCAGGGUGACUGCGUAACUGUCUGUGAUGUAGACGCAAUAUGUCAAGGUUUAUGUGGAGACGCAAUGGAUCACGUGAAAAUGAAGAAGGCUCUGGUUGUCAAUUCGACGGCGACUAUAACAAUGCAAUCAAUAUCUCAACCAGAUGGCUAUUAUCACUCCGGAAUCUAUCUGAAAACAGUUUUGUUCGAAUUUCCUUAUACGCCGUUCGACUACUCGUACUGCAACGUGACAUUCAAGAGCGAGGAUGCAAUUCGUUUGGCUAUAUACGACUUGGUCACAAAAGAAGGGGUUAUUUUUGAAGGGCUGAACUUGUCAGGAGAAGCAACUCGAAUUUCUUUG